Microcebus murinus (gray mouse lemur) is the source of this 3411-nucleotide messenger RNA. Lineage: Eukaryota; Metazoa; Chordata; Mammalia; Primates; Cheirogaleidae. The record is from RefSeq and is a predicted model, not a curated record.
GGCGGGUCGGGCCCGGGUUGGUGUCUUCUCAGCUGCCCGCGCUCGGGGACCCGCCGGGCUGCCCCGCUGGACAGCGCGCGGUGUGGCGGAGGUCCCCAGGCAGCUGCCUGGUGCCCUGGGCUGGGAGGAAUCGCUAGGCAGCGCCCCUCCCAUGUGAACAGCCCACCGCUGGGGCACGCGGAGACGUGCUCCCCUAAGUCCAGUGUCCUUCUUGGGGACACUGUGGUUAAUCUGUCACCUGCAAGGUGCUGGUAGUAAGGGGGAAAGACAGGUGACUCCGGGCCCUGGGCUCUCACACAAGGAGGAAACUAACCAAGACACAAGAGGACCCCAGACCUGGGAGGGAGUGUAACGAUUCGAAAAGCAAAGUGCACUGCAGACACACAGCAGGGACACGUCCAGUGUUCUUUGUUCAGGGAACACUUCCAUGAGCAGGUGGGGUAUAGAUAUUCCUCAUGGUAGGAUGGCCAGACACGACCCCUGGCUGGGUUUGCCCCUCCCUGUAAAGAUUUUUUUACUUAUUGGAGCCUCACUUUUUCAGUAAAUAUAAAAUGCAUUUAAUUAAUAGAGCUUGAAAGAUAAGCUAAAAUAUUUCCAAAGGGGUGACUAUCAGGAAAACAUUAACGUUUUAGUCUUACUUUCCAUUUGUUAAACAUUCCUUUUAUUUUUAUUUAUUUAUUUAUUUUUCUAUUGUCAAACCAGUUUUGAGAUUUGUUAAACAUUCAUCUUUACCUUUUACUUUUUGCCCCGGAGAAUGUGUAGUGAGUUUCUCAGGUCUCUUCCUUUCUAAAGUUGAGUGAUAACCAAUGGGAUUCCAGGGCUUAGCCUUGACAAUGUUCCUGGGGAAAAGACUCUCAGAGAAAUAGAGGAAAUCUCCCCUCCAGUCUGGCUGCAGGAAAAUGAAUACAUUUCCACAAACGUGUGUCACAGGAUUCAGUGGUCUUUGAGGAUGUAGCUGUGGAGUUCACCCUGGAGGAAUGGGCUUUGCUGGAUUCAGCUCAGAGGGAUCUCUACAGAGAUGUGAUGCUAGAAACCUUUCAGAACCUGGCCUCAGUAGGAAAAAUUUGGGAAGACCUUAGCCCCGAAGAUCAGCACACAAACCAGGGAAGAAAUCUGAGAAAUGACAUGGUGGAGAGACUUUGCGAAAGUGAAGAUCAAUGUGGAGAAGCCUUCAGCCAGAUUACAAAUCUUAAUCUCUACAAGAAAAUUCCUACUGGAGUAAAACAGUAUGAUUACAAUGCAUAUGGAAAAGGCUUCAUGCACCAUUCAUCCCUCAAGAGUCACAUCACAACUCACACUGGACACAAACCAUAUCAGUGCCAGGAAUGUGGGCAAGCCUACGGUUGUCGUUCACACCUAAGAAUGCAUGUGAGAACCCAUAAUGGAGAGAGACCCUAUGUGUGUAAAUUAUGUGGGAAAACCUUUCCUCGUACUUCUUCCCUCAAUCGACAUAUGAGGAUUCACACUGCUGAGAAAACCUAUGAGUGUGAGCAAUGUGGGAAGGCCUUCAUUGAUUUUUCAAGUCUUACUAGUCAUGUGAGAAGUCACACUGGAGAGAAGCCAUAUAAAUGUAAGGAAUGUGGGAAAGCUUUCAGUUAUUCCUCAACUUUUCGAAGACACAUGAUAACACACACUGGAGAGAAGCCAUAUAAAUGUAAGGAAUGUGGAGAAGCCUUUAGUUAUUCCUCAACAUUUCGAAGACAUAUGAUAUCACACACUGGAGAGAAGCCACAUAAAUGCAAGGAAUGUGGAGAAGCUUUCAGUUAUUCCUCAGCUUUUCGAAGACACAUGAUAACACACACUGGAGAGAAACCCUAUGAAUGUAAACAAUGUGGGAAAACCUUCAUUUAUCUCCAAUCCUUUCGAAGACAUGAAAGGAUUCACACUGGAGAGAAACCCUAUGAAUGCAAACAGUGUGGAAAAACCUUCAUUUAUCCUCAGUCCUUUCGAAGACAUGAAAGGACUCAUGGUGGAGAGAAACCCUAUGAAUGUAACCAAUGUGGGAAAACAUUCAGUCAUCCCUCAUCCUUUCGAGGACAUAUGAGAGUGCACACUGGAGAGAAACCGUAUGAGUGCAAGCAAUGUGGGAAAACUUUUAAUUGGCCCAUAUCCUUACGAAAACAUAUGAGAACACACACUAGAGAGAAACCCUAUGAAUGUAAGCAGUGUGGGAAAGCCUUCAGUUUAUCUGCUUGCUUUCGAGAACACGUGAGAAUACAUCCUGAAGACAAAUCCUAUGAAUGCAAGCUCUGUGGGAAAGCUUUCUAUUGCCACAUAUCCUUACAAAAACAUAUGAGAAGGCAUACUGCAGAGAAACUCUAUGAAUGCAAGCAAUGUGGGAAGGCCUUCAGUUGGCCUGAACUUUUGCAACAACAUGUGCGAACACACACUGUAGAGAAACCUUACGAAUGUAAGGAAUGUGGGAAAGUCUUCAAAUGGCCAUCAUCUUUACCAAUACAUAUGAGACUGCACACUGGAGAGAAACCUUACAUAUGUAAGCACUGUGGGAAAGCAUUUAAUUGUUCUUCAUCCUUAAGAAGACACAUGAGAAUACACACUACAGAAAAACACUAUAAGUGUAAUAUGGGACCUCCUCCUGCAAAUGGAUUCAUGUACAAUGCUUCAGAAAAUUCACACCAGGAGAAAGAUCUUAUAAAAGUUGUAAAUGUGGUAUUGCCUUUAUGAGUACCUCAUCUUUAAAGUGAACAUAUAAGGAGUGUAUUUAUACCCUAUUUACAAAUAAAUAGGUGAAAUAAUUCUCUAAAUACCAUUAGCUUACUACAUAUAUGUGAGCGAGUAGUUUUUUUUUUUUUUUCUCACAAUUUGGUAAAUAAAACUUUUAUCUUUACAGUUCAUUGGACUCAUGGAUGAUUUGAAGUGUAUUUUAAAUAUACAAGUAGGUUUAAUUUUUACUUAGUUUCUUAAAUUGUUCUCUAAGGAGUUAUUGGCACAAAGACACUUUGGUAUUUGUUGUAUUUUUUUUUUUUUACUGAUAAAUGUAGCAGAUACUGAAAGUAACUUACCUAUUUUAUUUUCAUCCUUUCUUAUUGGGAGAAUCUUUAUUUUAUUUAUUAUUCCAUUUCCCUCCUAAAAAAUAACAGAAAUUUGUAAUUAUGCAAAAUUCUUCAUAGAGUAUAGUCUCAAGUGAAUUGUCAUUUUUAACAUUUGCCGUUUACUGCUUGUCUUUCUUUGCUUGUGAUUAUGAAGUGGACAAUAGGCAUUGACUUAAGAGACACCUGGGAUGUGACAAUGAAAUGUACAGUUGGAGAUAGUUCUGCUGGCUUGUGGUAUGUCAGUGUGGAUAAUGUUAGGAAAAGCAUUUGUAAGAAUCCCUUCUCUUGGCCGGGCUCGGUGGCUCACGCCUGUAAUCCUAGCACUCUGGGAGGCCGAGGCAGGCGGAUUGCUCGAGGU